Messenger RNA from Ctenocephalides felis (cat flea), 1187 nucleotides. Its product is annotated as putative RNA-binding protein Luc7-like 1. The record is from RefSeq and is a predicted model, not a curated record. Bases 179 to 1156 code for a protein of 325 amino acids. Gene Ontology annotation, molecular function: mRNA binding. Gene Ontology annotation, biological process: mRNA splice site recognition. Gene Ontology annotation, cellular component: U1 snRNP; U2-type prespliceosome. Lineage: Eukaryota; Metazoa; Arthropoda; Insecta; Siphonaptera; Pulicidae. The transcript is spliced from 8 exons.
UUGACAUAUCUGGCUCGACUGGAAGGCUUUUACUAGAAGCGUUUCUUUAUAGUGCCGCGUCAAUAGACGGAUUUUUGUUACAUAUUGUUUUAGCUGAAAUCGAAUUAUCAUAAUUGUUUCUCUCGUACAAUUCAUAAGCUGAUUCUUCUCCUGGCAUCUGAUUGUGAGAUUUGUGACAAUGACGGCUCAAGAUCAGAUGAGAGCCAUGCUGGACGAAUUAAUGGGCACAGGCCGGAAUGGUGAGAACAGUAAAUACCAAGUAAAAUUUACGGAUCCAAAAGUUUGCAAGAGUUUUCUACUUGCUUGCUGUCCUCAUGAAAUUCUAUCAUCUACGAGGAUGGAUCUUGGUGAGUGCCCAAAAAUUCAUGAUCUUGCAUUAAGAGCUGAUUAUGAAAAAGCUGCAAAAGAUCGUGAUUAUGCAUAUGAUAUCGAUGCUAUGGAACAUUUGGCUUCAUUCAUUGGAGACUGUGAUAGGCGUACAGAAGGGGCCAAACUUCGAUUGGCAGAAACUCAAGAGGAAUUGACGGCGGAGGUGGCCAUUAUAGCAAACUCUGUACAUGAAGUUGCAGAAGAAAUAGGAAAGAAGCUGGCUAAGGCAGAAGCUCUUGGGGAAGAAGGAUUUGUUGAAGAAAGUAUGAAACUCAUGGAAGAAGUUGAAGAAUUGCGUAAAAAGAAAAUGGAAGCUGAACAGGAAUAUAGAAAUUCAAUGCCAGCAAGUAGUUACCAACAGCAAAAGUUACGGGUUUGUGAAGUUUGUUCUGCAUAUUUAGGCAUCCAUGAUAAUGAUAGGCGUUUGGCAGACCAUUUUGGUGGAAAAUUACAUUUAGGUUUUAUAAAAAUUAGAGAAAAACUUGCAGAAUUGAAAAAACUUGUUGAAAGCAAGAAAGACGAAAGAGCUGGUAGAAGCCGAGAUAGAGAUCGUGAAGAUAGGUACAGGGAUCAAAGAAGUCGCAAUCUAUAUGUCGGCGGAAGGGAACUAGACCGACGUUCAAGGAGACAUAGAUCUCGUAGCCGAGACAGAAGACGCCGUAAAAAGAACACAAAAGAUGCUUCAAAUUAUACUUUUUUUUUUUAUUAUUGUAGAUCUCAUCGAAGAUCUCGAAGCCGCAGUCGGCGUUCGUCAUCCAGAAGAUCUUCUUCUCGAGAUAGAAGAUAGAAGAGGUAUCACACAGUCUAAUGUGAAUAUU